ACAUAUCACUUUACCAUGAAGACAGCAACAGCCGUAGUUUUACUCCUCUUCGCCUUCACAUCAAAAUCAUAUUUCUUUGGGGUAGCCAACGCUGCAAACUCUGCUGUGCUUGACCUUGAUGGUGAUGAGCUCCAAACUGGGGUUGAAUAUUACGUCGUGUCAGCAAUAUGGGGUGCUGGGGGUGGCGGGCUAGCGCUAGGAAGGGCUUCAGACCAAAGCUGCCCAGAAAUUGUUGUUCAAAGACGAUCCGACCUUGACGAUGGUACUCCUGUGAUCUUUUCAAAUGCGGAUAGCGAAGAUGAUGUUGUCCGUGUAUCUACUGAUCUAAACAUAGAGUUCGUUCCCAUCAGAGACAGACUCUGCUCGACGUCAACUGUAUGGAAGCUUGACGAUUAUGACAACUCGGCAGGCAAAUGGUGGGUGACAACUGAUGGGGUUAAAGGUGAACCUGGUGCUAGAACUUUGACCAGUUGGUUUAAGAUUGAGUCGGCCGGAGCACUAGGUUACAAAUUUAGGUUCUGUCCUUCUGUCUGUGAUUCAUGCGCACCUUUAUGCAGCGAUAUUGGAAAACAUUCAGAUGAUGAUGGACAAAUACGUUUGGCUCUCAGUGACAAUGGAUGGCCAUGGGUAUUUAAGAAAGCAAGCAACACAAUAAAACAAGUUGUUAAGGCGAAGCAUUAAUUUUAAGUUUCAUGU
Theobroma umbraticum is the source of this 696-nucleotide messenger RNA. RefSeq names its product 21 kDa seed protein. NCBI's taxonomy places the organism in Eukaryota, Viridiplantae, Streptophyta, Magnoliopsida, Malvales, Malvaceae. The record is from RefSeq and is a predicted model, not a curated record. Gene Ontology annotation, molecular function: endopeptidase inhibitor activity.